Magallana angulata is the source of this 3397-nucleotide messenger RNA. RefSeq lists its product as uncharacterized. Lineage: Eukaryota; Metazoa; Mollusca; Bivalvia; Ostreida; Ostreidae. The record is from RefSeq and is a predicted model, not a curated record. Bases 85 to 906 code for a protein of 273 amino acids. The transcript is spliced from 3 exons.
GCUACCUAUUUACAAGCGGUGUUUAGCUUAAAGGGAUACUUAUUCAUACCUUUGCUAAGUACAGAGUUAAAUAUUCGGAUUAUCAUGGCAGGGAAAUGUACAAGAUCUUGGAGAGCAAUUUUUCUGUUCGUUGUAAUUAUCUCUUGCACCUUGGUAUUUUAUUUCAACCCGACCAAGUAUAUUCAGCUUAUACAUUACGACUCAUUAUUUAGAAUAACUUUGAAUAAAUUCCCUGGGAUAAGUUUUGAAAUGAAAAAUGAAUUGGCCACAAAAAAUUCAAAUCGGACAGCAGAGCUGAAAAUGAAAGUAGUGACCGCCCUUACGACAACCCGUCCCCCUGGACCAUUGAGGGAAGAGUCCUGUGACAUUGAAACAGCUUUGCUCUUUUUAAGAAUGAAUAAAAAUUCAUCAAUCGAUAAUUACACCGACCCGCUUGCUAAGUAUGGAGGCAUUUACGUGGACACUGAUGAGUAUUUCUUGAGACCAGGGGAUGAAUUGAGGAACUCGAAUUGCACAAUGGGUAAGGCACACGAUAGAUCCAUUGGAAGUGCGCUGAUAUAUGCAGAAAAGGGUGCGUUAUUCAUUGAUAAAUGGAUCGAUAGUUAUAAUAACUAUGAUCCGUCAAAAUGGGGAGACAACUCUGUACUUAUGGCCGAAAAACUAGCCCGGAAGUUUCCUGAUCUCAUUCAUGUGUUCGAACACCAUUGUGCAUUCUAUCCACAUGGAUUAGUUUUGUAUAACCAGAACUACAAAUGGUCGCAUAGCUAUGGGCUACAUAUCUAUAAAACAGGACACAUACCAGAGCUUCAAAAAAUAAACUUUGAAACUGUGCGGAAUAUUAAUAAUACUAUCGGAGCGGUCUUCCGAUACAUACUAUUUGGAAGUAAGGAGCUGUGUUCUAGUUAGUGUAAAAAAUACAUGUAUGUCUGGAUUUUUUCUGCGAGGUGCUAUAUCAGGAUUUUGUUAUCAUGGGUUUUAUUUUAUUUAGAUUGUUGCUGUAUUAAGUUUAUAUCAUGAGAAUGAUUCGUACUAGAUACAUGUAAACUUACAAAAAUGUAGUAUCUUUAAAAUGAAUGAAUAUUGACAUAACAUUAAAUAUCUUUGCCGUAUUAUGAAAUUAGUCUUAUAUCAAAAUUAGCCAUAUUUCGAAACAAAACGAAAUUCAGGCUAUUUCUGUCUGAUUCUGCUUUCCAUUGAAGAAAUCGGCAGGGCUAUAAUAACAAAUAUAAUUUUACUAGUUGCAAGGAAAUAUAGUUUUUCAUGUGUUUUUUAGAGAAAUCUUAUUCUUCGAAGAUUUACUUUAUUACAAUAUGAAGGAAAUUUCAAUUAUAGUUUUGAGGGACACUUUUUAAAUUUCAAAAGUAAUAGUAAAUGUCCAUGAAUACAAUAAUUAUAUCUUUUAUCUAGUUUUUUGAAAAUUUCAUGCAAAGUUCUAUAGAAUAUUAUAUAAGUGUGGUUUUUCAUUGUCAUCUAUGGAUUUUUCUUUUGCAUUCUGAUUAUACAUCGAGUCCUUAAAGGGGCAUAACCACAAUUUUGGUUAGAAUUAUUAUUUUCGUUUUUUAAUAAUCAAAAUGCUUCAGUAAAGCAUUUUUAAUAGGCAACUAAAAUUUGAGUGUCAUUCGUCAAGCUAUAAGCAAUAUACAGAGUUUAAUGUUCUUUGCAAUGUUAGCAAAUCUUUUGUUUACAUUUUGAAUGUAGAAGUAGAGGUUUCAGUUUUAUGCCUGAACUAAAUGUGUUAUAAGUUCACAACUGUUUAUUUAUGCUUAAAAUGAAUAAGAAGGUAGAAAAAUCAGCUUGAAAAAGUAAAUUGAAACGUAUAUAUAUAAACAAAAACAGGACAUGAGCCUUGUUUUCAUUACAAAGAACUGUGAGUCAUGUAUCUUGCUUAUAACUCUAUGACUGACUCUCAAAUUGAAAUGAAUGUCUAAAGCAUUGUAAAUAAUGAAAACAGAAAAAUACAAUUUGACCAAAAUCGUGACCAUGCCCCUUAAUUAAUGUUUACUAUCUCAAAACGACAAAAUUUCAUUAAAAUUAAUUUAUGUUCUUUCCUUUGUUAUUUGAUAAGAUAUCGAUAAAAAUUAACAAUCAAGUAUCAAACAUUAACCAUACUUAAAUUAAGAAUAAACACGCAACAAGUGUGCAAACAAGAAGAACAGUUAUACACAUGUAAUGGGAACUUGUGUCCGGACAAAGUUAAACAUUUUGCGCAAUUAUGGCUGAAUGUCACUUAAUGUUCUUUCGAUCGAAUGUAUGAACAUAUAAAACAAAGAGCAAUACCGCAGUUUUGAAGUACGGUUAUUAAUGUGAAGGUAAUGAUCAGUUGCGAAUAAUGACUCAUAAUUGCACAAUAUGUUUUGCUUUGUCCAGAAACGAUUCCCAUUGCAUGUGUGUAAUGACGUUUGUGGAUGUAAUGCAUUUUGUUGAUGUAUUAGGAAGAAUAAAAAAAUGAAAACGAAUUUCAAAUUGAUUCAUUUAUUCAAAAAAGGAUAAAUAAAAUGAAAUAUCAUAAGAAAAAUAAAAAAAUUACACUCACACAACACUUCUCAAAAUUAAAAUACUAGUAUGGAAUACAACUAAGUACAAAACUAAAACUAUUAACAAAAAGAAAUGCAUAACUAAAAAAAAAAGUAAAUUUAACUUCAUUACAGUGUAAUUAUUUUUAUCAUUUUGUAGGCUUCUGUAUAAUGUGGUUGAAAAACGGUGCACUAUGCUUUUAAUUAUUCAUUGUAUACUCAGCAUAAACAUAUAUGUACACACAGUCUUUAGGGCAUUGCAAAAAUAUAUAAUUGCAUUUUUUGUCGAAGAUAAACUACAUGUAUGUGUUCGAUUGGUCAUAUUUAUGCAUCAACUGUCAUCAUAAUAUCAUAUCUAGUCGUUAUUGUUCAUUAAUCUACAAGAUUUCACUUUCAUAAAUUAUUUACUAACUAUAUGUUGGAAAUUUCAAAGCUGUACCUUAUGUUGUUCCAGAUGUUGCCACACGAUCUUUCCUCAUUAUUAAUUUCUGACAAAUCAUUUAUAUGAAUUAAAAUAUCAUUUUAAAAUUAAAUUGACUUUCAGUGUCAGAAUUCUUUAUUACAAAACCACAGGUGAAAUACUGACGUUCUGUCAGGUAAAAGUUACAUAGCUCUGGCAUUCAAUCGCCUUUCCCAGUCAUGCAACUUACCGAAGGGCAUAGGUUCAUCAUAUGAACAAUAUCUAAUGUAAAGAAUAAACAUGGCUCCUAAUAAACUUUAUUAAAUGGUCCAUUUAUAUCUAAAGUUUUGUUGAAAUGAUUGCAUUUGAAACCUAUGUAGCAGUUUAAUUUUAAAUUUUACGAUAUGCAUUUCUUGAAAGCGAUAGCUGCGUGCCAUCUUGUGUGACGUCGUAGUUGUCAAACGCUCAAACGUUUAGCAUAAAA